Messenger RNA from Nothobranchius furzeri (turquoise killifish), 1720 nucleotides. The record is from RefSeq and is a predicted model, not a curated record. Lineage: Eukaryota; Metazoa; Chordata; Actinopteri; Cyprinodontiformes; Nothobranchiidae.
GAAUGAACUGAAUUAAAAUAUUUCUAAAGAGUGUUUUCUUCUGUUUUCAGUCCAGUUCAGUCCAGACCAUCUCUGAUGAGGAGAAACCUUCACCUGACUGCAGCUUGAACAAAGACCCAGGGUUCCUGAACGUUCUGAUGAACUGUCAGUGGCAGAGUUUAUGGUGCCAGGUGGAGGAUGGAGUUCUCAACAUGUUUGGCGAGGAGGAGGUGAAACAGGAAGAGCAGAAGAAGCGUUCUCCAGAGUACACUGUCCAGCUCAGAGGCUGUAAAGUCAGAGGAGGAACUGACACUGAUCGCUCCUACAGGAUCUCUCUGAGCAUGCUCGGUGACCAGGUGGCUGUACUGGAGGUGAACUCUUCAGAGGAGAAACUACGUUGGCUGAAGCUGCUUCAGGACGUAACUGUCAAUCACAGUUACCAUGACAACAAGACUCAGGAGCCCACAGGGGGCGCUCUGAGCGGGCUGCAGACUCGCAGGUUCCCCACCUCCAACACCUACAUGGACGACCCGUUCAGUCUGAGCGGAGUGAGCAAAGACCAGCCCGUCUACUCCAACUCCUCCAUUCUGGAGCACAUGCUCCACAGCUCUCAGGAUUUAGUUCAACGCAGCUCGAUGUCGUCCAGGGACUCGACGACCUACAGCAACACGACUGUUUGCAGUCAGAGUAAACAAUUGAGAGAGGUGCAGCGCAGCGUUCAGAAGCUGGAGCUGGCUGGGAAACCUGUGGUUCAGAUGAGGGCGGAGUCAGAAACCAACCUGGUGUCUGCAGUCAAGCGAAACAAACGCACCUCCUUCAGACAGUCGCUGGCCAUCUGCACCGAACGUGCCCAGGUGGGCUUCCUGAACCCUCUGUUGCGACGGACGGCCUCAGCGAAGACCUCUCUGAGACGAGCUCCUUCAGCGCUGUUUAUUGAACAUGGAAAGGUUUUCCAGAGGAAGAAGGUGAGAUGUUCUCCAGCUGAAGGUCCUCUCUACAGGAGUGGGAGACCAAAGCUGCUGCUUGACAUUCACUUCCUGUUUAUCAUCCAAUAAGCUUUAAAUAAGCACAAUAAUUAAUAUGAAAUGGUGAGUUGAGCAGCACUCAGCUGUGAUUGGUUGUUGGAGCUCAGGUAGACCUCAGAUCCAAAGUAAAUCUAACGUUCACACAUUUUAUGUUAUGUUGUUUUUAUUUGAAUGGAUUUGUUUUUCUGAAGUUGUAUAUUUAUGUCAGACUGACCUCAUCGAUUCAUGAGGUGCACCUCGCCAUUUUACUUCCUGUCACCUUAAGGCUGGAGUUGACUUCUUAUUGGCUGAUAUCUAAAAGCCCAAAAAGGGGGCGGAGCAUGUGAAAAAUUGAGACAUUUCAGGCAAAACAUUGAGUGCUGAUGUACAAUAACAUUGGUAGUUGAUUUUAUAAAAAAGCAUUGUUUUAAUUAACAAACUAAUUAGAAAACCAUUAAAUCUGAUUAAUUAUGUUUAAUUAGGUUUUUGAUUUGAAUUAUUUUAUCUGAUUUUUCAGCUAAAAGCACAAACAAAACAUAUAAAUCUCAACCUGUCGCUGUUUUUAGAACAAUUGUUUGUGUUGUUGUGAUAAACCAACCUCUUUAAUUGUUCAACUGAGAUUUUAAUCUAUUUAUUCUCUGAAAACAUAACAAUCUUUUUAACGUCAGAAUAUUAAACACAUCCUUUUGAUGUUCAAUUAUUAAGAGCUAAAGAUUAAAGUUUGAUGUUGGUUUUCA